CUCCCUCCCGGGCCCGGCGCCGCCCAGCCCAGUCCCGGCGCUGCUCAGCCCCGGCCCGGCCCGCCCGGCCCCGCGCCGCAGUCUCCCUCCCUCCCGCUCCGUCCCCGCUCGGGCUCCAACCAUCCCCGCCCGCGAGGAGAGCACUCGGCCCGGCGGCGCGAGCAGAGCCACUCCAGGGAGGGGGGGAGACCGCGAGCGGCCGGCUCAGCCCCCACCACCCGGGGCGGGACCCCGAGGCCCCGGAGGGACCCCGACUCCAGCCACGUCUUGCUGCGCGCCCGCCCGCCGCGGCCACUGCCAGCACGCUCCGGGCCCGCCGCCCGCGCGCGGCACAGACGCGGAGCCACACUUGGCGCCGCCGCCGGGUGCCCCGCACGCUCGCAUGGGCCCGCGCUGAGGGCCCCGACGGAGAGUCCCGCGCGGAGAAUCGACGUCCACCCGCCCAGGGAGAGUCAGACCUGGGGGGGCGAGGGCCCCCCAAACUCAGUUCGGAUUCUACCCGAGUGAGGCGGCGCCAUGGAGCUCCGGGCGCUGCUCUGCUGGGCUUCUUUGGCCGCCGCUUUGGAAGAGACCCUGCUGAACACAAAAUUGGAAACUGCGGAUCUGAAGUGGGUGACGUUCCCUCAGGUGGACGGGCAGUGGGAGGAACUCAGCGGCCUGGAUGAGGAACAGCACAGUGUGCGCACCUACGAGGUGUGUGACGUGCAGCGUGCCCCGGGCCAGGCCCACUGGCUUCGCACAGGCUGGGUCCCACGGCGUGGCGCCGUCCAUGUUUACGCCACGCUGCGCUUCACCAUGCUUGAGUGCCUGUCCCUGCCUCGGGCCGGGCGCUCCUGCAAGGAGACUUUCACCGUCUUCUACUAUGAGAGCGAUGCGGACACGGCCACAGCCCUCACACCAGCCUGGAUGGAGAACCCCUACAUCAAGGUGGACACAGUGGCCGCGGAGCAUCUCACCCGGAAGCGCCCUGGGGCCGAGGCCACCGGGAAGGUGAAUGUCAAGACGCUGCGUCUGGGACCACUCAGCAAGGCCGGCUUCUACCUGGCCUUCCAGGACCAGGGUGCCUGCAUGGCCCUGCUGUCCCUGCACCUCUUCUACAAGAAGUGCGCCCAGCUGACUGUGAACCUGACCCGCUUCCCGGAGACUGUGCCUCGGGAGCUAGUUGUGCCCGUGGCUGGCAGCUGCGUGGUGGAUGCCGUCCCCGCCCCUGGCCCCAGCCCCAGCCUCUACUGCCGUGAGGACGGCCAGUGGGCUGAGCAGCCGGUGACCGGCUGCAGCUGUGCUCCGGGGUUCGAGGCGGCCGAGGGGAACACCAAGUGCCGAGCCUGUGCCCAGGGCACCUUCAAGCCCCUGUCAGGAGAAGGGUCCUGCCAGCCAUGCCCAGCCAACAGCCACUCUAACAACAUCGGAUCAGCCGUCUGCCAGUGCCGCAUCGGGUACUUCCGGGCACGCACAGACCCGCGGGGUGCACCCUGCACCACCCCUCCCUCGGCUCCACGGAGCGUGGUUUCCCGCCUGAACGGCUCCUCCCUGCACCUGGAAUGGAGUGCCCCCCUGGAGUCCGGUGGCCGAGAGGACCUCACCUACGCCCUCCGCUGCCGGGAGUGCCGACCCGGAGGCUCCUGCGCGCCCUGCGGGGGAGACCUGACCUUUGACCCUGGCCCCCGGGACCUGGUGGAGCCCUGGGUGGUGGUUCGAGGGCUGCGUCCUGACUUCACCUAUACCUUUGAGGUCACUGCAUUGAACGGAGUGUCCUCCUUAGCCACGGGGCCCGUCCCAUUUGAGCCUGUCAAUGUCACCACCGACCGAGAGGUACCUCCCGCAGUGUCUGACAUCCGGGUGACGUGGUCCUCACCCAGCAGCUUGAGCCUGGCCUGGGCUGUUCCCCGGGCACCCAGUGGGGCUGUGCUGGACUACGAGGUCAAGUACCAUGAGAAGGGUGCCGAGGGUCCCAGCAGCGUGCGGUUCCUGAAGACGUCAGAAAACCGGGCAGAGCUGCGGGGGCUGAAGCGGGGAGCCAGCUACCUGGUGCAGGUACGGGCGCGCUCUGAGGCCGGCUACGGACCCUUUGGCCAGGAACAUCACAGCCAGACCCAACUGGAUGAGAACGAGGGCUGGCGGGAGCAGCUGGCCCUGAUUGCGGGCACGGCAGUCGUGGGUGUGGUCCUGGUCCUGGUGGUCAUUGUGGUCGCCGUUCUCUGCCUCAGGAAGCAGAGCAACGGGAGAGAAGCAGAAUAUUCGGACAAACACGGACAGUAUCUCAUUGGGCAUGGUACUAAGGUCUACAUCGACCCCUUCACUUACGAAGACCCUAAUGAGGCUGUGAGGGAAUUUGCAAAAGAGAUCGAUGUCUCCUAUGUCAAGAUUGAAGAGGUGAUUGGCGCAGGUGAGUUUGGCGAGGUGUGCCGCGGGCGGCUCAAGGCCCCAGGGAAGAAGGAGAGCUGUGUGGCAAUUAAAACCCUGAAGGGUGGCUACACGGAGCGGCAGCGGCGCGAGUUCCUGAGCGAGGCCUCCAUCAUGGGCCAGUUCGAGCACCCGAAUAUCAUCCGCCUGGAGGGCGUGGUCACCAACAGCAUGCCUGUCAUGAUUCUCACGGAGUUCAUGGAGAACGGCGCCCUGGACUCCUUCCUGCGGCUGAACGACGGACAGUUCACGGUCAUCCAGCUCGUGGGCAUGCUGCGGGGCAUCGCCUCGGGCAUGCGGUACCUUGCCGAGAUGAGCUACGUCCACCGAGACCUGGCUGCUCGCAACAUCCUAGUCAAUAGCAACCUGGUCUGCAAAGUGUCUGAUUUUGGCCUUUCCCGAUUCCUGGAGGAGAACUCUUCCGAUCCCACCUACACGAGCUCCCUGGGAGGAAAGAUUCCCAUCCGAUGGACUGCCCCGGAGGCCAUUGCAUUCCGGAAGUUCACUUCUGCCAGUGAUGCCUGGAGUUACGGGAUUGUGAUGUGGGAGGUGAUGUCAUUUGGGGAGCGGCCAUACUGGGACAUGAGCAAUCAGGAUGUGAUCAAUGCCAUUGAACAGGACUACCGGCUGCCCCCGCCCCCAGACUGUCCCACGUCCCUCCACCAGCUCAUGCUGGACUGUUGGCAGAAAGACCGGAAUGCCCGGCCCCGCUUCCCUCAGGUGGUUAGCGCCCUGGACAAGAUGAUCCGGAACCCUGCCAGCCUCAAAAUCGUGGCCCGGGAGAAUGGCGGGGCCUCACACCCUCUCCUGGACCAGCGGCAGCCUCACUACUCAGCUUUUGGCUCUGUGGGCGAGUGGCUUCGGGCCAUCAAGAUGGGAAGAUACGAAGAAAGUUUUGCAGCCGCUGGCUUUGGCUCCUUUGAGCUGGUCAGCCAGAUCUCUGCCGAGGACCUGCUCCGAAUCGGAGUCACUCUGGCGGGACACCAGAAGAAAAUCUUGGCCAGUGUCCAGCACAUGAAGUCCCAGGCCAAGCCGGGAGCCCCGGGUGGGACUGGAGGACCGACCCCACAGUACUGACCUGCAGGAACUGCCCACCCCAGGGACAGGGCCUCCUCAUCUUUCUGGGGCAGAGUGGGGACUCACAGAGGCCCCCAGCCCUGAGCCCCGCUGGAUUGCACUUUGAACCCGUGGGGUGGGGAGUUGGCAAUUUGGAGAGACAGGAUUUGGGGGUUCUGCCAUAAUAGGAGGGGAAAAUCACCCCCCCAGCCCCCUCGGGGAACUCCAGACCAAGGGUGAGGGUGCCUUUCCCUCGGGACUGGGUGUGACCAGAGGGAAAGGAAGCGCCCAUCAUCUCCCAGCCUCCCCAGGUGACCCCCCCUCACCUUGACGGGUGCCUUCCCGCAGACCAAAGAGUGUGACUCCCUUGCCAGCUCCAGAGAGGGGGACUGUCCCAGGGGGCAAGAAGGGGUGUCAGGGCCCAGUGACAAAACCAUUGGGGUUUGUAGUCCCAACUUGCUGCUGUCACCACCAAACUCAAUCAUUUUUUCCCUUGUAAAUGCCUCUCCCCCAGCUGCUGCCUUCAUAUUGAAGGUUUUUGAGUUUUGUUUUUGGUCUUAAUUUUUCUCCCCGUUCCCUUCUUGUUUUUUCGUUUCGUUUUUCUACCGUCCUUGUCACAACUCUGUGUUGGAGGGAACCUGUUUUUCACUACGGCCUCCUUUGCCCAAGUUGAAACAGGGAUCCAUCAUUGUGUCUGUUUCCAGAACAGUGCCUUGGUCAUGCCACCUCCCCGGAUCCCGCCUGGGACCCCCAAGCUGUGUCCCAUGAAGGGGUGCAGGGUGAGGUAGUAAAAGGGGCGGUAGGUGGUGGUGGAACCCAGAAACGGAUGCCGGUGCUUGGAGGGGUUCUUAAAUUAUAUUUAAAAAAGUAACUUUUUGUAUGAAUAAAAGAAAAUGGGACGUGUCCCAGCUCCGGGGGU
Molecule: messenger RNA, 4378 nt
Organism: Cercocebus atys (sooty mangabey)
Lineage: Eukaryota; Metazoa; Chordata; Mammalia; Primates; Cercopithecidae
Gene: EPHB4
Product: EPH receptor B4
Exons: 17
Coding region: 517-3480 (987 amino acids)
Biological process (GO): cell surface receptor protein tyrosine kinase signaling pathway; protein phosphorylation; central nervous system projection neuron axonogenesis
Cellular component (GO): plasma membrane; neuron projection
Molecular function (GO): transmembrane-ephrin receptor activity; protein binding; ATP binding
Source: RefSeq, a predicted model, not a curated record